CGCUGGGAAAUCGUUGCUCGGAAAGAGAAGAGAAGUUCCAGGGGGAGGAGAGUGGAUUGGUCGAGCGGUUUCGAAAAAAAGAUUCGAUCCACCAACAACAAGAAGAAGAAUCCUCUUCCCUGCUCGGCUGCUGUGUUGCGCGCACAGGAACGAGAGAGACGCAAAGGCAAAAGGUAGGGGAUGCGAAGGAAAGACGAGGGAAUCUUCGUUUCGCCCUAUAUAAGCGGCGUCUCCUCGCCGAUCCAGCCGUAAUCGUCCCGUGCGCUUCGAAAACAAGCAUGUUGAAAACGCUGUUGCUCGCCGGAUUGUUGGCCGUUGCGUCGGCCGCCCCAGCGCCGACACCGCUCGCGCCGGCCGCUCUGCUCUCCGCCGCCCCGCUGCCGGCCGCUCCAUUGCCAUCACCCGUCAUCUCCAACGUCGGCUCGCCUCUACUCUACUCCAACUACCCGGCGUCCAUCUCGCUUGGCUACGCGCCUGCCGCUUCCUACCUUUACAAAAGCUACGUGAUCUAAUACGAGGAGACGUAAGGUGUUUCUACGAGGAUCGGAUCGAAAUAAGAUCGAUCGUUUCGCAUUUUCAUUCGAAAGGAAGGAAAGGAAAAAUCAACAAAAUCGUCUCUGUACUUUCCUUGCGAUGUAUAUGUCCAAUCUUUUUCGUCCAUUUUUUU
Messenger RNA from Apis florea (little honeybee), 667 nucleotides. RefSeq lists its product as uncharacterized. NCBI's taxonomy places the organism in Eukaryota, Metazoa, Arthropoda, Insecta, Hymenoptera, Apidae. The record is from RefSeq and is a predicted model, not a curated record.